This is a messenger RNA of Myripristis murdjan (pinecone soldierfish), 2468 nucleotides long. RefSeq names its product gap junction protein beta 8 (gene gjb8). Lineage: Eukaryota; Metazoa; Chordata; Actinopteri; Holocentriformes; Holocentridae. The record is from RefSeq and is a predicted model, not a curated record. The coding region runs from base 141 to 947 and encodes 268 amino acids. The transcript has 2 exons. Gene Ontology annotation, cellular component: connexin complex. Gene Ontology annotation, biological process: cell-cell signaling; gap junction-mediated intercellular transport. Gene Ontology annotation, molecular function: gap junction channel activity.
UUUUGACUUGGCAGCGUUGGGAUAAGUUUUCUGAGCAUACAGGAUCAGGAUCAAGAGGUUUGGACUUCAUGGAAUCCCACCGAUACUAACAGGAGCUCCAGACACAGGUGGUCUAGGCAUCCAGGGUCUCUGUCGCUACCAUGAGUUGGGGGGCGCUCUACGCCCAGCUGGGCGGUGUGAACAAACACUCCACCAGCCUGGGAAAAAUCUGGCUCUCGGUUCUCUUCAUCUUCCGCAUCACUAUCCUGGUUCUUGCAGCCGAGAGCGUUUGGGGGGAUGAGCAGUCGGACUUCACCUGCAACACCCAGCAGCCCGGCUGCAAGAACGUCUGCUACGAUCACUUCUUCCCUGUGUCACACAUCCGCCUGUGGUGCCUGCAGCUCAUCUUUGUGUCUACUCCGGCCCUGCUGGUGGCCAUGCAUGUCGCCUACAGGAAACGUGGGGACAAGAGGACCAUGCUGGCCUCCAAUGGUUCCGAGAAGCCAACGGAGACUGACCUGGAGACAUUGAAGAAAAGGCGCCUGCCCAUCACAGGUCCACUGUGGUGGACCUACACCUGUAGCUUGUUCUUCCGGCUCAUCUUUGAGGGUGGCUUCAUGUACGCUCUCUACUUCGUCUAUGACGGCUUCCAGAUGCCCCGGCUGGUGAAGUGUGAGCAGUGGCCUUGUCCCAACAAAGUGGACUGUUUCAUCUCCAGACCCACAGAGAAGACCAUCUUCACCAUCUUCAUGGUGGCCUCUUCAGCCAUCUGCAUGGUGCUGAACGUGGCCGAGCUGGGGUACCUCAUUGUCAAGGCGUUCAUAAGAUGCUCGGCCAGGAGGCCCAAGAGGAACCUCCCCUACACCCAUCCCGACAGUGUGACUGCGGACAAGGCUCUGCUGCAGAACAAGAAGAACGAGAUGCUGCUUUCGUCCUCCAUGGAUUCAUCCAGCAAUAAGACCGUUUGAUGAAGGAAGGCCAUCAGUGGCUCCAGAAGAGGAGGGCAUGAACUGUAAAUCCCCCCCAACUUGUAAAGGUUAUAGUAUGUGUCUAGAGUAUGGUAGUUCUUUCUUGGUGGGUUGAAUUGACCCCUGAAAUAGCUUGAUGAGACUCUAGGACUCCCUGGAAAUGAUUGCAAAACAAAUUAGUUUAUUGUUCAUUUGUCUGGGAAUUGCCAUGUUAUCAUUUGCCAGGAAAAAAGUAGUUGGACAUGCCCUGUAUUCAAACAUGUGGCCUCAAAUACACCACUGAAGGCAGUCCUGUUCGUUCCUGUCAGUCACCAAUGAAACCAAAGUUAUGGGUCAAAAUAGAAUCCCCGUCAGUGUUUUUAUUGUGAGACCCUGAUUGUAUUAUGCAGAGCAAUAAGUUGCCAGAUGAAACUGAUCAAACUCAACCCGUCUCUAUCUGCUUCAGUUUGUGACAGUAUCCAUGCAUUUGUGCACCCUCCACAAGCACCACCCUGCUUUUCAUACGGGGGGGAAAUUUAUGAAGUUUGAUAGAAGAUUGUAGAUUUUUGUCUUAAUUUAUUGAACAUAGCUUGGAGUUGCUUGAAGGUACUGGUUUUCUGAAGGUGCUGUUGUCAGGUUUGAAGCUUGAGAAAUGUGAGUCUAUCCUGACACCUAGUGGCUUAUUGUGGAACCUGCAACAGCACAAGUGUUAUGAAGUGAAUAAUUCAAGUUAUGCAAAGUUGAAGUUCUAGCAAAAAAAAAAAAAAAAAAAAAAAAAAAGAGGUUCAAGUGCCUUUGUCAGUUGCUUUACUGUCUAUUUUACAAGAGUUGUUUGAUUAAAAAACAAAAAACAAAACAAAAAAAAAAUAGAUUUGACAGAGCAUACUGACUAGAAAAUUUGUGGUCCUUCUGUAUUGAAUCAAGAGACUGUGUAGCAAGAAAUGAAGUCUGAAAAUCAUUUAUAGUUAAAUAAGUUUCUAUAAAUAAUGUUAAGAGUUUGUUUUUGUAUAUUUUGUCAGCCUUGUAUUGAGAAGUCUUUUGGAUCAGGUGCUCUACACAACAAGAAUAUAUAGACAGAUUAUUUAAAUCUAACCAGAUAUAGCAGAUAUAAUUUUAACAUUUUACAGUAUAAAGAUUAUAUAGUUAUACUGCUGUUAAAUCCUUUUUUUUUUUUUUUUUUUUUUUUUUUGUCUUUUACUUGAACUGAAAUUUUAGGCAUGUCUUUACACAUGCAAGUGAAGUGACCUUAACCCCUCUGACAAUAUUUUGCAUUUUUUCAGAAAUGCACAUCUGUCAAUCAAAGAAUAAGGCUGUUUGUCUUAUCCCUUGUUUUUUGAUACUGGAUUUUUUUAUUAUUAUUUUUUUUUAAUCUUUCAGCCAAUGACAGAAACCUUUCCCACAGGUCUGAUUGCAUAAAUGCACAGCUUUUGCUUACUUAAUAUAAAGAUCAAACAGUCUCAGACAGAGGUAAAAACCAAUGUCACACACCUUUGAAAUCUUUGUUAUUUUUAAAAUAUGUGUAAAAUAUGUGUUUUCACAGCA